This is a messenger RNA of Callorhinchus milii (elephant shark), 2403 nucleotides long. RefSeq names its product SLX9 ribosome biogenesis factor (gene slx9). The record is from RefSeq and is a predicted model, not a curated record. Gene Ontology annotation, cellular component: preribosome, small subunit precursor; nucleolus; 90S preribosome. Gene Ontology annotation, biological process: maturation of SSU-rRNA from tricistronic rRNA transcript (SSU-rRNA, 5.8S rRNA, LSU-rRNA). Bases 127 to 819 code for a protein of 230 amino acids. The transcript has 6 exons. NCBI's taxonomy places the organism in Eukaryota, Metazoa, Chordata, Chondrichthyes, Chimaeriformes, Callorhinchidae.
CGGAACUGUUGACGGGCGCCGCUGCCGCAGGCGGAGGAGGUCGUGGAGGGACCGGUGCCGCACGUGGUUGCCCCUAACAACCGGCGGAGGCCUGAGGGGCAGAGAGGGAGCCCGAAGCGAGUGAACAUGGUCGGCAAAGUGAAGCGAGCCCGGCGCAAGCUGCAUUCGGCGGCGGUGAAGCUGACGGAGGCGCCCGCGGCUCAGGGCACCGGGGAUUCCCUGAGCGGCUCAUCGCCAUGGUCGCCGGUCCCGCCGCUCCGGGCAGCGGAGGGCGAGAGGCCGUCACUGGAGGGUACAAGACAGUUGUCUACAUCAAUCUUUGCUGGAACCAUCAUCGACCCAAAGCUACUUGUUAAGAAUCUGGAUAUUGAUGAUUGCAAGAGUGUAGUGUCCAUAAAGAAAGGUGAGAAAGUUCAGCUGUCCAAGAAGGAGAAAAUGAAGCAGAGGCACGAGCGAUGGCUUCAGAAGAUUGACGCGAUCAAGUUAACAGAGCAGAAGAAGAAGGCCCAAAAGAAACGUAAAGCCACCCCUGUGGUGGGAGACAUGCAGCCGUUGGCUGAUGCACUGCCAGAACUGUCAGACCUCAUCAGUGCCAGCAAAGUAGCGGAGACAAAAAAAUCCAAGAGCAAGAGUAAGAAGAAGCCUGAGCCAACAGUCUUCAGCAAGAUGCAUCCUGCUCAAAAACGAAAAUUAAUAGAUGAAGAAGUGUCACGAUUCAGAGCAACCAUUGUGGACCCCACAUUUAAGGCAAAUCCUCUUGCAGCAGUUAGUGAACAUCUCCUCAAGAGAAUGAGACAAGAGGCUGAAGAACUGAUCUGAAAACAUGAUUGGUUGAUUGUUUGACAAAUUAUGAACAAAUAUUUACUUUGCAUUCGGAUCUUAAGUGAAAUUGUCUGGAACUUGCAGAAAGAUAUUGUGAGAUUAAUGUGGAUCAUCUCCCUCUCAAAAUAAGAGCUGAAUUUUUCACAACCUUUUCUGUCAGAUCAGUGUUUCAUAUACAAAAAAAGGAAUAUUCUUUAAACUAGUUCUGUGACACCAAUAAAGUGGGAAAUGGGCCAGAUAAAACAUUCAGAGGAGUGGUUAUUGAGUGUGCAGGUAUUUGAAACCCAAUUACAGUGCUUGUGUGUACCACAUGAAUGUUUAUUACCCAAAUUUUAUAAUAUGAAAAUGCAUAGUCACUAUAAUGGUUUUGUUUAUAAAAAAUGAAUAAAAAUUGAACAAACCCCACAGUUCUACGUCCAUUACCUUUGUAAAGCUCCAGUUGAAGCUAGGUCCAUAUUGGAGUUCCAGACAGUUGUCUGUAAAUGUUUGGGAACCACAUACACGAAUCAAGUAGGACCUUGAAAUGGUCCCCUGGCCUGCCUAUAUCUAUUACUGAUCCAAAUGCAAUAUAAAGGUGAAGAGGGUUAUACGGAAAGAUAAUUGAAUCAAACAGAUCAGGAUGUUCCAAUGAUUGUUGAUCUGAAAGAAUCAGAGUAAAAUAAAGAGAUUUCCAGGUGGAGAGUAGAUGACGUAGGACAGUGGCUUGUGAGUAUCCUUAGCUUUGCCAUAAUACAUUUGUUUAGCAUAUAUUGCUGGCAUUUGGCUGCCUGUGUAUCCAAGGGUAAAGAUCAUUCUGUCUUAAUGACUGAUGGUUUAAGUACAUUCCCUUUACACAAUGAUUUGGUUCAGUUAGUUUAUGUGAGCAUGUUGAUUUAUUUCUGUUUGUUAUUUUUGUAUGACAAUCUGUCUGUGUUUACAAAUCCAUAUGUGCUGCUUUUUCUACUUGAUGAACUAAGGUGUGUUGAGAGAUCCAAACUAGAUUAAGGAUGCCUGACCACCAUCACAAAGUCAAUGUCCCGGGUGUUUUUCUCCCUGCUUGUAUUUGUUUGUAUGUGGAAGGUGAAUUGUGGUCAAAUAAUCUAGCAAGUAAUCCAACAUUCUGUUUUUAUGUUUGGAAACAUGACAUCUCAUAUGUUGAAGUAAGGAAUACUUGAUAAGCAGCUUAGUUUAUCUUAACUUUCUCAAAUCAGUCUUCACCAAAGAUACAGCUUUCUACAGCAAAGUAAUUCAGCAGGUUACUACAGGCCUUUGCUGCCAAUGCUUUGCAAUUGUCAAAGUGACUGGGAAUUAUUGAUCUUUUCGGGCUGCCAGCAUUUAACUAUUCAGAUAAAUAGGUUAUGGCAGAUGAUGGAUUUAUGGACAAGUAAAAUGUAUAUUUUUAUUUUUAGGUGACAUGUACACAUCUAAAGUGUCGGAGAAACAAUUUACACUUACCAAUGCAAGACGUUUUCCAUUCAUAUGCUUUUAGCACUCAAUUUGUUAUAACUGUCAGGUUCUCUUCUCCAUUAUCUUCAAUAGUUUUUUUGUUGGAUUUACGAAAGUGUACGGUAAUAAUAAUCCUUGCAUUUGAUAUAGCACCUU